CAGAGGGUGAAGGCCGAGGAAGUGCACGUCGAUGAGCGACUAAAGGACAACACGUUCGAGUCGAGGGUGCGUGCCAGUAUAUCGGAUUAUGGUGCACGCGCAGCGCGGGAUCUCAUCGUUACGCGCGGUGCGGGAUUCAGGAAGGAGAAAAACAAGAAAAAGCGGGGCAGCUACCGUGGAGGGGACAUUACGCUGGCCACCCACAGUAUCAAGUUUGAUGAUUAG
Molecule: messenger RNA, 225 nt
Organism: Trametes versicolor FP-101664 SS1
Lineage: Eukaryota; Fungi; Basidiomycota; Agaricomycetes; Polyporales; Polyporaceae
Exons: 3
Cellular component (GO): nucleoplasm; nucleolus
Source: RefSeq, a predicted model, not a curated record